AUGAAGGCUAUCAGACGUUCUCUCAAAGGGGAAAAGGAACCCAAACCCCACCACCUCUCCAUUACGCCAAAAUCCGCCAUUGCUAUUCUGCCUCCGAAAAAGGUCAUCAAAGCUCUUUACGACUACCAACCAGAGCCCGGGAACUCCCAGGAGUUGGCAUUCAGCAAGGGAGAUUUCUUUCACGUUAUCAGCAGGGAGGACGACUUGGAUUGGUACGAAGCGUGCAAUCCCCUCAUCCCUACUGCCAGGGGGUUGGUACCGGUGUCAUUCUUUGAGGUCAUUGGCAAGAACGAAAGAGACAGCGGUGGCUCCAUCGACCUUCAUAAGAAGAAAGAGCCUCACGACUCCGGUUUCUCAGAUCGAGCUCCCGCCGCCUUUCCUGCACCCGAUUUUGUCUCCCCGCCGAAGCAGCAGAACCCGCUCAGGAUGUCGGCUUUCGGAAAGGGCUCGAGCCCCAUGGUCUACGGCAUUGUACAAUACGACUUCCAGGCGGAGCGACCCGACGAGCUCGACGCAAAGGCCGGUGAAGCCAUCAUCGUCAUUGCCCAGUCUAACCCCGAAUGGUUCGUCGCUAAGCCCAUCGGUCGUCUGGGUGGUCCCGGUCUGAUCCCCGUAUCAUUUAUCGAACUACGCGAUAUGCAGUCGGGCCAGGCCGUCACAGAUCCCUUGGACGCCGUCCGGCGUGCCGGCGUGCCCAAGGUCGAGGAAUGGAAGAAAAUGACUGCCGAGUACAAGAACAGCAGUAUCACCCUAGGCAAGAUUGAUACGGUCGGAUCCCCCAUGCAAUCCGUCACCUCGGGCGUCGAAAAGAUGUCCGUUGGCCAUCAGAGCAUGGGCCAUCUGAGCCAGAACGGCAAUUCCUAUGGUUACCAUCACCGUAACGCCAGCAAAGGCUCGGUGGCGCCGCAACACAUGUCCCAACCCCCGCCGCAGAACUACCACCACCAAUCCCUCAUGGCUCCUGUAGCCGCGUCGAUCCCGCGGUAUUGCUUCGACAACGACAAGUACUGGUAUAUCAUCGAGGCCAAAAUGGAAGACGGUCGCUGCUGGGAGCUGUCUCGUUACUACCACGACUUUUACGACUUCCAGAUCGCCCUUCUGACUCAGUUUGAGGAAGAGGCUGGUAACCGAGGCAAAGCGCGAACGUUGCCCUUUAUGCCGGGCCCCGUCACGCACGUCACUGACGCGAUUUCCAACGGUCGACGACAGAACCUUGACGAGUACAUCAAGAAGCUCCUCUCUAUGCCGCCACACAUCGCCCGCUGUCAACUAGUCCGGCAACUUUUUGCUCCUCGAGCCGGCGAUUUCGAAAUCGACCCCAACGCUUUCGGAGAGGACGCGCGCUUUUCCGGCGGCUCCCACCACUCCUCGGUUCACGAGCCGUCGCGCAGCGCCUCCCGCCAGUCUUCCCAGGCUCAAUUGAGCGCAGAACGGGGAUCGCAUCAGCGGGGACAGCCGUCGUUGUCAGCCAGCAAUGGCGGUCCGCCCUCGAUGAACCGGCAACCGAGCUCGAUCACCCAAGUGUCCACCACCUCGAGUAGCGGCGCCAUGAAAGUCAAGGUGUUUUUCCAGGACGAUCUGAUCGCCAUCCGAGUCCCCAGCGACAUCAGUGUUCAGCAGCUCAAGGAGAAACUCAUGGAUCGCCUGAAGAUCCACGAAAGCAUGUCCGUGCAGUACAAGGAUGAGCCCUCCGGCACAUACGUCGAUCUGGUCAGCGACAACGACCUUGACACUGCCAUCCAACGAAACUCCAAACUUACCCUUUACGUCGGCCUCGUCUAA
Messenger RNA from Aspergillus melleus, 1782 nucleotides. It is a transcript of the gene BEM1, whose product is annotated as phosphatidylinositol-3-phosphate-binding protein BEM1. The record is from RefSeq and is a predicted model, not a curated record. The coding region runs from base 1 to 1782 and encodes 593 amino acids. Gene Ontology annotation, cellular component: mating projection tip. Lineage: Eukaryota; Fungi; Ascomycota; Eurotiomycetes; Eurotiales; Aspergillaceae. Gene Ontology annotation, biological process: conjugation with cellular fusion. The transcript has 4 exons. Gene Ontology annotation, molecular function: protein binding; phosphatidylinositol binding.